Argentina anserina (silverweed cinquefoil) is the source of this 2065-nucleotide messenger RNA. RefSeq names its product glycosyltransferase-like At2g41451. Bases 34 to 1596 code for a protein of 520 amino acids. Gene Ontology annotation, biological process: cellulose biosynthetic process; response to abscisic acid. The transcript is spliced from 11 exons. The record is from RefSeq and is a predicted model, not a curated record. Lineage: Eukaryota; Viridiplantae; Streptophyta; Magnoliopsida; Rosales; Rosaceae.
ACCGCCAGUCUCUUUCUCUCCUUCCUUCCUCUCAUGGCGGGUCUCCACUCCUCUUCUUCUUCUUCCUUUCAGACCUUGGCUUCCCGCCUCCUCCUCCUCCUGACCGUCCUCCCUCUGACCCUCGCCGUCUUCGCCUUCUUCCUCCAAUGGCGCGGCGGCCUCACCGAUCCCCUCACCCGCUGGUCACCUGACCACCACCAAUUCCCCGGCAUGGCCGGCCUCCUCGACCACUCCUCCUCCGACUGCCUCGGUCCCCUCGCCCGCACCCACUCCCCCUCCUUCCCUUACUAUCGCGACUGGGAGUUUGAUUUCUCUGCCUCCGACCUCACCCCCAAGAUAUGUAUUCAAACUAGCACUUCUGCUGGGUUAGAACAAACUUUGCCGUGGAUCUAUUAUCAUAAAGUUAUAGGAGUUUCAAACUUUCUCCUUUUUGUGGAAGGGAAGGCUGCAUCUCCAAAUGUAUCUAAAGUUCUAGAAACCAUUCCAGGAGUGAAGGUUAUACACAGGACAAGGGAACUAGAGGAGCAGCAAGCUAAAAGCCGGAUUUGGAACGAGACUUGGCUGUCAAGCUUCUUCUAUAAACCAUGUAAUUAUGAGUUGUUUGUCAAGCAAUCCCUUAACAUGGAGAUGGCUAUUGUCAUGGCAAGGGAAGCUGGAAUGGAUUGGAUUAUCCAUCUUGACACUGAUGAGCUAAUAUAUCCAGCUGGCGCUCGAGAGUAUUCUUUGAGACAAUUGUUGUCCGAUGUGCCUGGAGAUGCCGAUGCGGUCAUCUUUCCAAAUUAUGAAAGCAGUGUAGAGCGAGACGAUAUAAAGGAACCUUUUAGUGAGGUUUCAAUGUUCAAGAAGAACUAUGACCAUCUUCCAAAAGAUGUAUAUUUUGGCAAUUACAAAGAAGCAACCCGGGGUAAUCCAAACUAUUUCUUAACAUACGGAAAUGGAAAAUCAGCUGCUCGAAUUCAGGAUCACCUCCGUCCUAAUGGUGCACACAGAUGGCACAACUAUAUGAAGACACCAAAUGAGAUCAAAUUGGAGGAAGCUGCAAUUCUUCAUUAUACAUAUCCCAAAUUUUCAGAUUUGACCUCUAGACGCGAUCGGUGUGGUUGCAAACCUACGAAAGAGGAUGUUAAAAGAUGCUUUAUGUUGGAAUUCGACAGAGCUGCAUUCAUAAUUGCUUCAACUGCAACACAGGACGAAAUGCUUAGCUGGUACCGGGAGCGCAUUGUGUGGACUGACAAGUCACUGAACUUGAAAUUAUCGAGGAAGGGCAUCUUGACUCGGAUUUACGCACCAAUGUCCAUCAUACAAGGUUUGAAGGAAUCUGGUGUAUUCAGCUCCUUAAUUGCAUCAGCUGCACAAGCAACUCUCUCAAAAGAUCAAUUCUUGUCAUCUGUCGAGAGUAGCAACUCCUCAAGGGAAACAACAUCUGGAGCAAUUACUUCCAGGAAGAUUGGUAAAACAAUUGAUUCUCAAGCAACUGCAAGAAAGGUCUUGGAAUUCACAGGCGACACUUUUAACCCUUUGGCAGUUGCACCAUUGCCUCCACCUGGCUUGGAUGACUUACCAUCUGAAACACAAAUGUUUACUGAAUCACAAUGACGUAGCCGCUUCGGAACUCCAUCUUCCUUUGUGAUCAAGCAUUGGGAGAAAUGAAAUUUUGUAGAAGAGAAACGUGAGGGACUGAAAGAAGCCGGUUUUCGGCUUUUGAGACUGGUGAUUGCACCUAUCAUUUCAUGGGAGUAUUCCCAACCGUUGCCCAAGCAUUGGUGUACAUUACGAUUUAGUUUAGAGAUUUUGCGGAGUUAGAUGAUAGAGGUGGAGUUCGGUUGCUGGUUCUUAAUUCUUUCAACUUGGUAGGCUAUAUUUAUUGCCUGCGUCUAUAAACCCAUUCUUUUGCCCAUCAUACUUGUUUAUACACAUUAGACGGGAUAAAAACUACGGUGUUCUUUCCUAUACAGAGAAGUGGUUUACUCAUAAUUGAAAAUGCCUUCCAGAUUCAAAGAGUCAAUGAUCCGAUGAAAUAGUUGUAAAAGAGAAUAAAAGAAAUGGUUGAAGUGUGUUGUUAUUG